This is a messenger RNA of Odontomachus brunneus, 1332 nucleotides long. It is a transcript of the gene Fadd, whose product is annotated as fas-associated death domain protein. Bases 427 to 1206 code for a protein of 259 amino acids. Gene Ontology annotation, biological process: signal transduction. NCBI's taxonomy places the organism in Eukaryota, Metazoa, Arthropoda, Insecta, Hymenoptera, Formicidae. Gene Ontology annotation, molecular function: protein binding. The record is from RefSeq and is a predicted model, not a curated record. The transcript is spliced from 4 exons.
UCUGAUUAGUACAUAUUCUUGGAUUUAACCAAAAUUAAGAGCAUACUCCAAUCAGAUUCACGAAUUUUACAACAGUUGCAAAGCAGCUUUCUCUGCUGAACGCAGCCUAUGAAGAAAGGAAGGUGUUGGUAUUCAUAUGUCAUAAUCAAACAUUCUCAAAAUUUAUUAUAUAUAAAUACGCAAUUUUCGUGAAAAUCAUAGAAUUUCUAACACAGUGUUUAGUGUGAAAAAUUAGCUGCAAUUAUAAAAACAUUUAUCAUGAAUAAUGUGUUUCACUAGAUGUCUUUUACAAUUGUAAUUUUGACGCAUUGUUUAUGCGCAUAUAUUUUUAACGUGAGAGAGAGAGAAAAGAGGACGGGUAUUUCUUUGUAAAUAUACACGUAAAAGGGGGUUUUGAUAUACUUUAAUUACGUUAAAGAUAACACUAUGCUUGAGAGAUAUAAAUCACUUCGUCAAGAUUUUCUCAGUGUAGCUGAACCUUCUGUAGAUAGUAAUAUCUUGAAUCAAUUGAAGUGUAAUUAUGCACAUGAAAUUGAUUCGAAACGCAAGUUAAGUAAAGCGAAAGAUUUCGAAACGUUUAUAAGAUUGCUGGAGAAACGAGAUAUUAUUAGUUGUAACAAUAUAGAACAGCUGUAUUUUAUAUCAAGAUACAUUGGCAAGCCAGAAUUGAAGGAUAAGUUAUUAGAAUAUGAAAAUUGGAAAAUGCAGACUGCACCACCGUUUCCUUAUUAUAAUAUGUACCAAAGUGAUGAUAUCUCAGUACCACUGCAGAAUUAUGAAAAUGUAACAUCAACUUUUGAAUCAUAUGGUGCAUGUAGUUCUACGCAAGUUUUACAUGGAUCAACAAUACAAAACUUAAAUUUAUCAUUUGGUCAUACCACAAAGAAAUAUCAUUCUGAACAAGAAGAAGGAGAUAAUAAAAGAAAAUCACUACAACAAGCAGUAUUGCUCCAGAUUAGCGAGAGAAUAGGUAGGUCUUGGAGAGAUGUAGUUAGACAUUUAGGCAUCAGAGAAUGUGAAAUUGAUGCUGUACAAAGUAAAUAUCCUUGUGAUUUGAAAGAGCAAAGUUUCAAGAUCUUGAAGACUUAUAUAUCACAGUCUGAUAAAGAAUGGGCAAUAAAUUUAAUACGAGCUUUGGAGAAAGGAAGACGCAAAGAUCUUAAGGAACUUGUAGAGAAUUUAAUGGUGACUUACAAAGAUAUAUAAUAUAUUUGUAAGAAUCUGUACAAUUUUUUAAAAAUUGUUUACUUAAUCUUUGUAAAGUUUUGUAUAUUUUAUGCCUCCGUGUUUAAAGUUUGUUAUUUAUAAGUGAUAUAAAGUAUAUUUUCCUUA